AAUAAAUUGCAAAUUCGGUCAUGGCUAUUCUAGUCUAUUCAGCUACAAAAUGAGAAUCAUGCUUGUUAUCCUGCAGUCUAUAUCCAUACUGUGCAACUUAGAGAUGGUUGUCUCACUUUUGGGGGAAAGCAGAAGCUCUUCAGAAAAAACUUUCCACAGGGGAACAAGAGAACUGAAUGCUCCAUCUCCAAUAGAUUGUAAACUGAGCAGCUGGAGCGCGUGGGGGCCCUGCGACCCAUGCACCUAUCAAAGGUUUCGCUCUAGACGUAUUGAAAGAUUUGGACAAUUUGGUGGAAAACCGUGCCUGGAGGCCUUGGGAGACACACAGACCUGUGAAACCAGUGAAGUCUGUCCUGAAAAACCAGAAGCAGACUGUGGUGCUGACUUUCAGUGCACUUCUGGUCGGUGUAUAAAGCAACGACUUGUAUGCAAUGUAGACAAUGACUGUGGAGACUUUUCCGACGAAGAUGCCUGUAAAUCUGACCCACGAUCACCAUGCCGUAACCACGACAUUGACGUGUCUGAAGUUGGUAGGACUGCAGGGCACGGAAUCAAUAUUUUAGGGAUGCAGCCAAUGGCCAGCCCAUUUGACAAUGAAUUUUUCAAUGGUCUUUGUGAAAGGGUGCGUGAUGGAAACACACGGAUAUACUACCGCAAACCAUGGAACGUGGCUGUUCUCGUUUACGAUACAAAAGCAGACAAAACCUUCACAUCAAUAUUCUACCAUGAUCGUUCAAAAAUGUUACGAGAGGUCUACAUGGAAAACCAGAAACACUUUAGUGCUGGCCUGUCUCUGAAAUAUACACCUACUGAUGGAAGCGAUAUUGAUGUAGAAGGAAAUUUCAAGUAUAAUUAUAGAAAGAAUGCAACCUUAAAUUCCAUUCUGGAAAGCUCCACUGAAAGGAACCAAACCUUUCUGCAUGUAAAAGGAAAGAUUCAGCUGGGAAGAUUCCAAAUUCGGAGUCGUGAUGUCCGUCUCACAGAUAGUUUCCUAGAUGAUUUAAACGUUUUGCCUGCUGAAUAUGAUAAGGGGGAGUAUUUCAAAUUCCUAGAAGAUUAUGGAACUCACUAUGCGGUCUCUGGAACUGUAGGAGGAAAAUAUGAACUUGUGUACGUGCUGGAUGAUUACGCUAUGUCUCGAAUAGGUAUCACUGUAGAAGAUGUGCAAAAAUGCCUUGGUUAUCACUUAGAUGCCAGUAUUGCAUUUAGAAACUUGCAUGCUGAUUUUAAUAUUGAUAGUGGCAAAUGUAAAAAGAUUCAUGUGAAGGACAAAUCACAAUUAAAUGAUGAUGCUGUCAUUGAUGAUGUCCUUUCCUUAGUUGAGGGGGGAAAGAUUGACUUUUCAGUUAAAAUAAAAGAAAUGUUACUACGAGGAUCUAAAAUGGUUGAUGUGGAGGAUUACAUACAGUGGGCAAAGUCUUUAGUUGAUGCUCCAGUAGUGAUACAGCAAAGGCCUUCUCCAAUACAUACACUUGUUCCAGUUAAGAUGAGAGAUGCACAUUUAAAGAAACAAAAUUUGGAAAGAGCAAUUGAAGACUACAUUACUGAAUACAGUGUGUGCAAAUGUGAACCCUGCAAAAAUGGAGGCACUCUUGUGCUGGUAGAUGGAGCCUGUACAUGCCUGUGCUCAAGCUAUUUUAAGGGAAUUGCUUGUCAGAUUCCCAAAUCAACAUUAAUUGAAGUACCAGUUGUCAUUGAUGGAGGCUGGAACUGUUGGAGUGCCUGGUCCACCUGCAUCAAUGGAGAAAGCACUCGAACUCGCCAGUGUAAUAAUCCUGCACCAGGACCUGGUGGCAGACCAUGCCAGGGAGAAAGCAUUGAAAAACGGCCCUGUGAAGGAAGAAAAUAGCUAUACUCCUCAAAAACAG
Molecule: messenger RNA, 1868 nt
Organism: Chiroxiphia lanceolata (lance-tailed manakin)
Lineage: Eukaryota; Metazoa; Chordata; Aves; Passeriformes; Pipridae
Gene: C9
Product: complement C9
Exons: 11
Coding region: 50-1849 (599 amino acids)
Biological process (GO): immune response
Cellular component (GO): membrane attack complex
Molecular function (GO): protein binding
Source: RefSeq, a predicted model, not a curated record